AUGGCUGACAAUGGCCUGGAGGAAAUACCUAAAAAGUGCCCCCACUGCGCAUCUUCUCAGGCCGACCUGCUUUGUGUGUGUUCAGCAGUUAACACUCCCGUUUUGGUGGUGGAAAUGUCACAGACAUCGAGUAUUGGUAGUGCAGACAUUUUUGCUUCACAAGAGAGAAGAAAAGAAAAAGGUGCUAGCAGAGAACCUUCCACGAAAGACUUGUCCACAAGAUCAAAUGUGGAGAGAAAGGCCUCUCAGCCCCAGUGGAGCCGGAGCAAUGUCACAGAAGGGAAAGUCCCACACAUAAGAAUGGAGAAUGGAGCUGAUAUUGAGGAAUUCUAUACCUUCGGAAGAAUAUUGGGACAGGGGAGCUUUGGAAUGGUCAGUGAAGCUACAGACAAGGAAACAGGAGCUAAGUGGGCAAUUAAAAAAGUGAAUAAAGAAAAGGCUGGAAGCUCCGCGGUGAAGCUACUUGAGCGGGAGGUGAACAUCCUAAAGAGUGUCAAGCACAAACACAUCAUCCAUCUGGAGCAGGUGUUUGAGACGCCCAAGCAAAUGUACCUUGUGAUGGAGCUUUGUGAGGAUGGAGAACUCAAAGAAGUUCUGGAUACAAAAGGGCACUUCUCAGAGAACGAGACAAGGCUGAUAAUUCAGAGUCUUGCGUCUGCUAUCGCCUACCUUCAUAACAAGGAUAUAGUGCACAGAGAUCUAAAGCUGGAAAACAUAAUGGUUAAAAGCAGCUUUAUGGAUGAUAACAAUGAAAUGAACUUAAACAUAAAGGUGACUGAUUUUGGCUUGGCGGUUAGGAAGCAUGGCUCCAGGAGCGAAGGCAUGAUGCAGACCACGUGUGGCACUCCUAUCUAUAUGGCGCCAGAGGUCAUUAAUGCCCACGAGUACAGCCAGCAGUGCGACAUCUGGAGCAUAGGUGUCAUAAUGUACCUUCUACUGUGUGGAGAGCCACCCUUCUUGGCAAACUCGGAGGAAAAACUCUUUGAAUUAAUAAGAAAGGGAGAGCUACAAUUUGAAGAUCCGGUCUGGGAUUCUGUAAGUGAUUCUGCAAAAAACGUUCUGAAACAACUUAUGAAAGUAGAUCCUGCUCACAGAAUCACAGCUAAGGAACUUCUGGAUAACCAGUGGUUGACAGGCAAUACAUUUUCUUCAGUGAGACCAACCAAUGUAUUAGAAAUGAUGAAAGAAUGGAAAAAUAACCCUGAAAGUGAUGAAGACAACACGACUGCUGAGAAGACGAAGCAGCCUGCGAAAGAAAAUCCAUCUGCAAAGGCGGCAAAGCAGCCCACCACUGCUGCCAAGAAGCCAGAUGUAGAUGGCGCUGACAUGAGCUCAAACUCAACAUCCAGCAAACCACUUUCUGCCGAACUCAAAGCAGAACCCGAGAAGAGCUCCGGGACUGCGAGCCAGACAGUGGCAGCUAAGGGCACCACGAAAGCCUCUUCCUUUUCACGAGGAAAGAAGAAGCUCUAG
Arvicola amphibius (Eurasian water vole) is the source of this 1473-nucleotide messenger RNA. RefSeq names its product serine/threonine kinase 33 (gene Stk33). The record is from RefSeq and is a predicted model, not a curated record. Gene Ontology annotation, biological process: protein phosphorylation; mitotic DNA damage checkpoint signaling. The transcript has 13 exons. Gene Ontology annotation, molecular function: protein serine/threonine kinase activity; ATP binding. The coding region runs from base 1 to 1473 and encodes 490 amino acids. Gene Ontology annotation, cellular component: nucleus; cytoplasm. NCBI's taxonomy places the organism in Eukaryota, Metazoa, Chordata, Mammalia, Rodentia, Cricetidae.